AGUGGAAAACGUGUAGAAAAUAUCCGUACCUGAAUUGUUUGCCACUGGUACGGUAAAGUGAUUCGUCAAAGCAACAAAUCAAUGACAUCUUCAAGUCUCCUCGGCUAGGAAGCUGAUCGGGCUGACACCGCUGAACUUGUGUUGCGUGUGGUCGUGCGGGUAAACUGAAUAAAAGUAUCUGCUUAAACCUUCAAUGGCAGGGAGAAAGGCGCGAAAGGAGCCAAAAGUUAGUCAUCGCCAGCAGGCGGCAAGUUUAUGUUUAUUGUGAUCUUUUCCGGAGUCUAUUCUGCUUUCGAAAGUUUCUUAUCCUGCUCCGGAUCCACUUUCUUUCCGCCGAACAAUUCCUUUUCCAGCGCGGAAAAGCAGAAAAACUUGUUUGUGUGCAUGUGUGAGUGUAUGUGCGUGUGGGUGUGUGUGUGUGUGUGUGUGAAAAUAAAGUGCGUGUCGCAGGAGGUGAGUGGUGAGCGAAAAGGAGGGAAAAGUUUUGCUUUUGGGCGAGAAAAGCUAGCACAAUAAGUGGAGGCAUAAAGCACUGGGUAGCGGCGGCUAGAGCCGCACAGGAAAUGAAUCGUGCAGGAAAACCGGCGUUCAAGGUAGAUGUGAAUGAAAUCCCAUUGCAUGCCGUUUGGCGUAGAUGUUAAGUGAUAAAGUGUGUUAAAGUUGAUAAAAAAGUGCUCCGAAAACCGCAAAUACCACGAGUUGAAACAUAACGAAACCGAAACCCAAACACCUCCCAACCGUAUCCUGACUCCUUGCUGGCCAAACGGAUGGUAGAAGAAGCUUAGGGUCGUUUGCGAGUAAAUUUAGGUUUCCUCCUUCUUAUCGCAGGCACGUAACGCGGCGUGUCCCUUUUCGGGACCGCGUCUGGGACCCGGCACGCCCGCAGGGGCUUCUUCGCGAUAUGAUUGUCCAUUAUUUGAGCCGUGCUCGGUCUCGGUCCGUCUGUGCUUAAUCUGCAUAAAAGCUUAAUGAAGGAAAAAAGCGAAUCGGCUCCACCGGCUUCAGCAUUCCCCGGUCCUUUGGGCCAUCUGGGAACGGGCAUAUUUAUUCGUGGCAGUGAAAAAGGAGAAGUGAAAGCGAGUCAAAAGUAACGCUCCCGCAAGGUGGGGACGAGGUGUGAUGAAGGAGGAGCCGCAAAAAAGCGGCCCAAUGAACCAGGAAUCAACGAGAGUGCUAUCAUAAGGGUGAGGCUCAGUGUUGGGAGAUGGCGUAAAAAAGCUUUCCGUCGGAGCCGUCGGUAGUUGCUGCGAAUGGAAAUCGGGAAGACACCGAGGCGAAAAUCUGCGAGACGCUGCUUACUUAAAGUAUUGAUCACCGUGGACAUUGGUGGCACUGAACUCCAUCGUACCCAACUGUUGGACGUGCGGCUGUAAACAGGGGACGAAAUUGAGAAGCAGAAAAUCAAUUGAAUUUGCUUUCGGUUGUUACACACUGCUACAAGAAGGUGAAUUGACCCAGUGUGACCACUGAGGGACUGGACUGGAGAUCUCUAAAAAAAACCUCAAAAAGAACGCAUAAACUCCGUGUGCGGCGUGUACGAAGCGAAUAUUCGAAGCUACAAAGCAAUGAGCGUGAAAAAUUUAAACCCCGAAAAUAGUGUGCAAUCGUAACGUUUGUGUGAAGUGGUCAUGAAAUUAAAUUAAGUAUAUUUUAAGCGAUUGAAGUACCGCGAGCAAAAUCAAGCGCGCGCGAGAGAGAGAGAGAGUGGGACAAGAUGCUGCAGAGUGUAAACGGACGGUCACGGGGACGACCGUACGGCCACGAGUGGCCAUUAGUGCUUGAGAAGAAAGGGUCCACCGUUGCCAAGGGUCGAAGGUGGAGGCCACUUUACCGGUGAACGAGCAACGGUCGUGCUUUUGCUACCGAAGGACGGUCCGGAAGGACGAGCAACACUCGCUACAGCAAAGUCUCCUCCGCACCAAAGUGCUACGAACCGGUGGUACAAGGAGAACUUGAAACCGUACCAAAGUGGUGAAGGUGAAAAGGAAAAAUCGCUACCCAUUAGUCACAAUCGCAAGCGGAAGCGGAAGUGGCAGCGGAAGUCGCUACGGAAGUGAAACGGUGAAACUGGCAACGGAACCGUGACGGGAGUGGGAGCGACACAAUCGGAAGGGAACAAGGGUGGCAGGCAAAACCAAGUCCCUAAAAGGAAAAAAAGCGAAACAAAAGUGUCGUACACCCAAAGGAAUAAACGCCGACAGCGAAGGCGGACGAGUAUGCGCAGGCAAAUUAACGCAAAACCGAAACGGCUGACGUCAUACUAGCUAGAAAUGGAGUGCAGUGCAGUGAGGAAAAAGUGACAAAAUUAGCGACAGUGUGUGUGUGUUUGACGACGAGUGAAAAAUAACCGAAAGGCUAAAAAGCCUACGAAACAAAACAAGCCAACCAAACGACCAGCGAAGAGAAGAAGGAGAAAAAAAACAUUCGUUGGAGGUGCAAAGGCGUCCAUCGUUUAUUAUACGCACACCAUUAUCGUUUGGUAUCACAAAGCAAAAAAAAAACUAACAAAACAAAGCAAAACAAUACAAAACGAAAGACAACUCAACCUCGUUACCGACGCCGGAGAGACCUCAAAACAAAGUUUCGGAGUGAUAAUUUUCCCUCGCUUCGGAUCCUCCCGGUUGGUGGCAGGAAACGAUUUGCCACCAUCAUGCUAAUGGUGCCUAUGAUGGCGCUAAAGGACAACAGAUCGCGUAGUCGCCGUGUGGUGAGCAGCCGAUGCGGUUGCGGCGGUGACUGCAAUCCAUUCAUUUCCACACCAUCGACCGUAUUUUCGCGAACUUUGCUCGUUACCUUUCUGCUGAUGACGUUCAACGUGAACGUAUGCCAGGUGGUACAGGCCGCGGCAAGUGCUAGUGCCAGUGCCAGUGCGAGCGCGAGUGCCGGAAUUGAACGACGACCGAGCGGUGAUCUCCAGCGGCCUGAAAGCUCUAAAAUGCAUCACUACGGAAUUACGUCAGCAUCUUCCUCGGCUUCGUUGCACCAUGCCGGCAGUGGCACGUCAACGGCGUCAUCGUCGUCCGGGUCCGCAGCAGCCCUGGUCGCCGGGGGACUCUCGUCACCGUCAUCCUCACUGACGGGACCGGCGGAAAAGCCCUACUUUGACGAUAUCAACUCGCGCAAUGUUACGACCGUCGUGGACGACACGGCAGUUUUGAAAUGUCGCGUAAAGCACAAAGGCGAUAGAACGGUGUCGUGGAUGCGCAAGCGGGACCUGCACAUAUUGACGUCCAACAUCUACACCUACACCGGCGAUCAGCGCUUCUCCGUAAUCCAUCCGCCCGACUCGGACGACUGGGAUCUGAAAAUAGAGUAUGCACAGCAGAAAGAUAGCGGAAUUUAUGAGUGUCAGGUGAACACCGAGCCGAAAAUAAAUCUCGCCGUUUAUCUGGACGUCACAGAUGAACGAGAGUUUGCCCAAGAUUUCUCCAAGUAUGGUCCAAACACUGGAGGAAAGCACUUUAUCGGUGCCAUUGGACUAGAUUUUCUCUCAACAGCCGCCCGUGCUAAGAUAAUCGGCUCCCAGGAGGUGCACGUCAAGAAGGGCAGCACCAUCUCCCUGUCGUGUGUUGUGAAUGUCCAUGCAUCGUCCAUCUCAUGGUACCAUGGAUCAUCGAUCGUUGACUUUGAUUCUGCCCGCGGUGGAAUCAGUCUGGAGACGGAGAAAACGGAAGGUGGCACCAGCAGUCGGCUCAUGCUCACCAGGGCAACAUUGCGCGACUCGGGCAAUUACACCUGCGUCCCGACCGGUGCGAUAUCCGCCAGUGUACAGGUUCACGUUCUAAACGGCGAACAUCCGGCUGCAAUGCAGACCAGCAGUGGCGUUCCGUGUCCGACGCAUCAAACACUUAUCCUUCUCUUUGUAUCAUUGAAUAGUUGUAAUCUUAGCAAAUUAAUCUUCUUCAUAUCAAACCUGCUCGAGACGGUACGUUUCCUGCUCACCACAACGAUCGCCAACUUCCUUGUCCACAUCCGUCGGCUAGCAUCUUCGUUCGGCGUACGGCACUCAAAGUCCACCAGCUGCGUGACACUUCUGACACUGGCUUCGAUCGGUACACAUCUUCGGAUUGCACUACCAAAGCUUCAGCGACGCCGGACGACGACCGAGCGUCCCACGGACUUGGCUUCAAUUCGCACCCAAUCGAGAUGAUCUUGUUCCACGCGUAACAACAGAAGAUAUUCUUUUGCUGCUCGUGAACCUGGUACCACGAUGCACUAGAUCGACACUAAGCGGUUGGAGGUCGUCCUUUGCGCAUAUUGUAAUCAACGUGUCCCAAACCCAUCUUCGCAUGCAAUGCUCUUUUUCAAAGUGAGAAACACUACUGAUGAAUGUAUGAAACUUUUGGAGGCAAAAAAGCCAAUUGUUCCAAAAAAGGACACUCCCCAAUUCCGUUGACGAAUGCGAAACGGAACAGCUCUAUGUAAGCGAAUCGUGGCGAGGAACUGUAAAUGUAUAAAUGUUAAGUUUCUACUUCAUAAUAAUUAAAAUAAUGUUUAAAUUCAAUGAGAAGCUCCACAGAGUGGUAGUGUGUGGCAUUAGCAUUGGGUAUAGAUCGAGAAGAACAUCGGUGAAAGAACUCACUGUGAAACCAAAAAAAAAACACGAAAGAUAAGAACAAAGCUACACCUAUCUGGAUUAUGAUGUACUGGAUUCGGAGAAUCCUAGCAAGUAAGAUAAUAGAUAAGUUAGUCAAUAUUUACCCGUCUCAUGUUCUGGCACGGGAUAAGCAGCAAGAAGGUGUAAUAUACACAUUACAUCGCCAUUUCGUUCCGGGGUGCGAAUUUAAGACUUAAAACACGAAUGACAAGCACGAACGAGCGGCAAAGUUGUAAGAUAGUAAAGAGAGAAAAAAAAAUACACGAGUGAAAAUGUAAAACCAGAUAAAUACAAUGCGUAAGAAUUUUAGUAAGAAACUGAAGCAAAACAUUACGAAACAAAACAGAAACAAACAAAAAAAAAACAACACACAUUCACACAAAGAAACACUUACGAGAAAUGAAACGAGUUUGUGAAAAAUAGCUAUAAUGAAGUAUGGAUGAUAAAAUCAAACAAGACAGUAUGAAAGGGUAAAAAAGGUAGACAAGCGUGUAAAAUUAUGAAGCAUAUUUUUCCCCCCGUUUUCUCUUCAUUUUAGCAACAAACAGAGAGCAAGAAGCAACUUGGUUCCAAAUGCACCUAAAGCAUACAGAAAGGGGUUAGCAGGAAAGGGAGUAAACGAUGAAAGCUAAACUAGAUUCAAAUUGUAGGCAAUACAGGAAGUCGGAUAAUUCAACAAAAAAAGAAACAAAAAAACAAAACAAAAAAAAACAUCGAGAACUAAACACUUGCUAACGGUGGCUCAAUUCGAAAGUGAGAACAAGUAAGAACAGGCAAAAAAACAUCCGACACACAGUUACGAAAACCAGUUACUAAAAACCUAACUGAAAAUGGUUUUUCUUUUGAACAAAUAUUUUAUCUCGAAGCAGAAGGACGUAAACGAAGCCGAAGAAGGUAAAUCAAAUAAUCUCUCUCUGUAUAAAUCAAAACAAGAAACCAAACAAAACAAAUCUAACAAAACUACAAACAAUCAUCACUUUGAGUGGGACGGCGUGUGUGUGUGAAGCUGUUGUCCAAUGGAAUAUGGGAAAAUGGGGGACGGAUACUCUCCCAAAAGUGGAAACAGCAAGAGUGAAGCAAAAGAAAACCAUUAUCAUCAUCCGUUAAAUGGCAAACCCGGUUCAUGUGUGAUGGUUCAUAAACAUUGAAAAUAAACGACUAACGCGUAGGAGAAAUUGAAA
Molecule: messenger RNA, 5778 nt
Organism: Anopheles funestus (African malaria mosquito)
Lineage: Eukaryota; Metazoa; Arthropoda; Insecta; Diptera; Culicidae
Gene: dpr7
Exons: 10
Coding region: 2651-4150 (499 amino acids)
Biological process (GO): synapse organization
Cellular component (GO): neuron projection membrane
Source: RefSeq, a predicted model, not a curated record